CGCGGCGGCCGGGAGUGGACGUGGACGACGUGUGAGUGUGUGAGUCUGUCAAAGUCGACGCCGCUCGCUCCUUGCAUACUGACGGAACCAACUCGGACACAGAACCGGACGUUGUGGCAGCUACUAUUGUGUUUUUUUGUGUAUAUAUAUAUCGCGAAUACAGUCAGUGGAGAUGCAGUCCCAGGGCAGCACGUCCUCCCAACCCUCAUUCGACUCCCUGAGCUCCAGCGACAGCCUCCUGUUCAGCGACUCGGACGACACAGACGUCUUCCUGACCGACGCCUCCUCCUCGGCCCUCCUGGACGCCGCGGGGGCCCCGUCGGCCGCCGGCGCCGGCCGGGCGUCGGUCAGCCCCGGGUCGCAGUGGGCGUGCGACGGCUUCACCGACAAAGAGGAAGAAGAGGACGGCUACGGCUCGGGCGGCAAGGCGCCUCCAGAGGUUCCCAAGUCGGCAGGUGACCUGCUGUUUGCUCAGAAGUGUGCUGAGCUACAGGGUUUUAUCAGGCCCCUGCUGGAGCUGCUCAAUGGGCUGAAGAAAGGCCGAUUUGACCGCGGUCUGAGUAGUUUCCAGCAAAGCGUCGCUAUGGAUCGCAUCCAACGGAUCGUGGGUGUUUUACAGAAACCAAACAGCGGGGAGAAGUAUCUCAACACGCUCCUCCAGGUGGAGAUGAUGCUGAAGCUGUGGUUUCCUCAGAUCUCCACUCUCCCAACGUCGGCUGCCUCCAGCAUGGCCCCAUCACCCACCCGCAUCCUCCAAGACACACCGGGCGGCACGCCGGGCACCACGCCACCGCACAAGCACAGGGAUCAGCUGCAUAUCCCGGUGAAGAAACGGCGACUCAGCUGGACAGGAACUGACUCUCCUACGCCGUCUCCGGGCCUCUUGAAGUGCCCUCGCCUCAGUUCACAAGAGAAGAAGAAGCAAGAUGACAGUGAUGAAGAAGGAGGAGAAAAAGACGAAGCCAGACCCCGCACUCCUCCGUCAUCGUCUUCACACCAAAUUUCUGCAAAUGCGAGUGUCUGUGCAAAGGGAAACGACUGCGACGAGUCGGGUAAGCCGUCAGAGUACAAAACGGGUCGGGGGUCCGAGCCUAGCCUCACGUGGGUGCACGUCGCGCCCAUCCUGUCACCGCGGAAGACGGGCACAAUGACAACGGCGGCUAGCGGCAACGAGAACAGGACGAGCCCGGCAACGCAGGACAGCGCCGUCUCCUCCACCACGCCUUCCAAGCACAGCAGAAAUUUUAAGAAACCCGCACGCUGCCAAAGCAAAGCUGCCACAGGUGAGCAGGGCAACAGCCGGGUGGGCCGCGCUCCCUCGGAGACCUGAGAGGAAAAACGGGACAAAACUGGAGGAAGUGAGGAACGCCACGAGAGGAAAAUCAAACGCGUGUUGAUAAUCACAAAUAGUGUAAAAAAAGAAAUGCAAAGUGCAAAGAAAUCAUGGAGGAAGAUCGCAAGUAAACUCUUAAGGCUCGAAAAAAGAUGACUGAAUGGACCACUUCCUGUCACGAGAGGAAGUCGCUGGUGAUGUAAACUUGUACGGGUUGUAGAUAUACAGAAAGAAAAAAGGAAAUCCAGUGCACACAUGGACGCAUCCACCAGUGGUGCAUUUCAAGACAUUGGAGAUUGUUGGAAGAAAAGAAACAAUGUCAUCAACUCACGAAUGUAACUCAAGAACAAGUAGCUGCGCUCCGGGAGGAUCACUGGAACUGCUCCCACCGUUAAUUUAUUCAUCUGUUGAGCUGACACUGCAUUUAUUUAUUAUUCUUCGUAUUUAUUUAUUGGGCAGUUGAGGAAAACACAGCGAGGAAGUCAACCUAUUUUUAUGACAUUGUUGACAAGUGGGUUUUCCUUUCCAUCAUCAACCAGAAGGAAGUUUUGAACUGUCGGACUACUGUGCCUUUUACCAAAUAGGAUGUGUUUGUUUUUGUUUUUCAAAAGAAACAAUUGGUGCUUGAGUGCAUUUUUACUACAUUUUGAUUGUUUGCUUUCACACAAAAAAAACAACACAUCUUGACAGUAGUCACCUGUACUUUUCUUCAAACACAGCGGCAUCACGCUUUAUCGUUACCCUAAUCGCAUAAUUGCCUCGGUCAUGUUUUCAGAAAGCAAGAAAAAAAACUCUGGCUGCAAGUAACGAUUAACUUUAAUAAUCGAUGAUUUUUCUUUGAUUGAGGGGGGGGAAAAAAAGAUAAUUACAAACAUUUUUAAUUUCCAUUCCUUUAUUUAAAAAAGCCCCACAACAUUCUUUAAAAUGGACAGUGUUGAAAAUGCAAAAACAUAAACUGAUUAUGAUUCGGUCACUGGUUUGUUCCAUAACCUCAGAAAAUAAAAAGAAUGAUCAACAUUUUCGCCUAAGUAAAAGUAGAUGCUCGCAAAUGUUUUAUUUGGAUUAAAAACAAAAAGAUAAUCAGUCUCCUUUCUUGGAGGACUGCAGAAAUCUGAAAAUCUACUGCUGAAAGGGUACAAAUUACGAGGAUUUGGACAAUUUUAAGUUCAACAGUAGCUCUAAAUGAUCAUCACAGUAGAUUCAUUGAUUAAUUUGAUAAUCGAUUAGUUGUCGAUUAAGCGAUUUACAGUCUUGUUUCACCUCUGGAAUUUAGCUUUUUUCGAUAGAUAUCUUCACAGUAAGUUAAAAAUGAAUUCAGCAAUUUUCCUAUCAGGCUUUUAGCUUGAUUGCAUGCUUGCCAAGUCAUUUUGAAACGUUUUUGGAAAACAAAAAAAUGAAGAUGACUGAAAAUGAUGACACAGACAAAGAGCAAAGCAAGCGUGUUGAAAUGACUUGGGCCAAUGCUCCUGAAACUUUUUGCACCAAGUACCAUCUCGAAGACUACUUGGCUCUCCAAGUUCCACCACCCGUACUUCAAUAAUAAUUCAAGUAAUAGUUAAAAUGCAAAGUUAAAUGCAACUAAACUUAAACGGACUGUACUGGAUUAAAAUAAUCUUGAAGCCACUGUGACAUUAUGUGUAGUGUGACCAUUUAAUUCAGUGAUUCUUUUGUGUACCACUGGUGGCACUCGUACCACACUUUUGAGAAUGAAUGACGUAGGCAACGAUGCUCUUAGGCUAACAAAUUCUGCCAAUCAAACGCAGUCUCCAAGUGUAUUCCGUAAACAUGCCUCCAUCUUGUCAGCAGGGGCUCUUCUGCUAGCCUUUUCUUUUUUUUCUUUCGGCUCCCACCCGAAUCGAGGGACCGAAGGCUGGUGCACUGAGAAACUUGAAAUGCUACAAAAAUGUCAACAUUAAGGAGGAACUCGUCUCGACUUGCACCAACCCUUCCUCUGCUGCUAUUCUGCAUCGGAAGCACAGAGUAGUAUGAUCGCAGAGGAGGGGUGUCAGCAAAAUGACCAAUUAAUGCAAACGUGUUGUAAAUAUUUCUACUAAGCUAUUUUUCAAACUAUUUCCAUUGAGCGAGGAUGUAGCAGCUUCCAGAGUCACAGACAGCCUCCAUUUCCAACCGCCUUUAUUUGACUUAGAUUAUUUUGAUUUCAUUUUUCAUUUGGAUGGUUUUUAAUCAGAUUUUUGUUUCAUUUUACGUUUGUUGUUUUUUUGUAAUACUUUUUCUUUGAAUUGAUCUUUCAUUUUUGUUUAAUAUUUUUGUGCUGUUUUUUAUAGACUGAAAUUUUCUUUAGUUUUUUUUCAUUUCGUUUUAAUUUUUCCUUUUUUUGUUUGUUUAUUUUAAUGAUUUUGUUUUAUUUCUAAUAGAUGUUUUAUGUUACUCGGUUUUAUUUUGUUUUUUGUUUUUCAUUUUUUACAUUUAUUUCUUUGUUCUAUUUAUUGACAGUAUUGUAGUUUUCCCCUUAUGUUUCUUUUUUGAUUUGAGUAUUUAUUUGAAUUUGCAUUGUUUUUUUGUUUAUUUUUCUUUCAUUUUAAUCAUUUUCAUUUUUGUUUAUUGUUUUCAUUGUACUGUAGGUCUAUUUGUUGAUUAUUGCUUAAUUUAUUUAGAUUUUUUUUUUUCACGUUCCUUUUUGUAUUUGAUCGCAGCGAGGCGUCGUCAAAGCCUUACGAGUCUGAGAAAGACCUUCCGUGUCUCCAUUUGGCGCUCUAGACUCCUCAUCAGAGUCUUGUGUGUGUGUGUGUGUGUGUGUGUGUGAGGGAGUGGGUGUGUGAUUUUUUUUUUUUUUUCCUACGGCCAUGGUGUGACCGAUUGCACUUACUUUUUCAUGUACGUUUUUCUAUUUCAUCGACGACCGGUUGGGAAAGAUUUGGGAAUCUUGUAGCCUUUCUUCUUCUUCACGACUUGUACUGUCCUCCUUCACCCAGCACCAGGCUGUCCUCGCCCUCCCUUCUUCAUCUCCCUCAAUCUUGUUAGUUUUCUUGUCUUUAGCUCACCUUCACUCUUAAUCUUACUCUGGCUAUAUUUUUUCAACAACCACCUGGAAAAAAAGGAACGUUUUUUGAAUAAAUGACAUUUUUUAA
This is a messenger RNA of Phycodurus eques (leafy seadragon), 4422 nucleotides long. RefSeq lists its product as uncharacterized. Gene Ontology annotation, biological process: negative regulation of DNA-templated transcription; circadian regulation of gene expression. Gene Ontology annotation, cellular component: nucleus. Lineage: Eukaryota; Metazoa; Chordata; Actinopteri; Syngnathiformes; Syngnathidae. The transcript is spliced from 6 exons. Bases 173 to 1330 code for a protein of 385 amino acids. The record is from RefSeq and is a predicted model, not a curated record. Gene Ontology annotation, molecular function: RNA polymerase II cis-regulatory region sequence-specific DNA binding.